AACCGUUGUAAUGUCGUUUGGUGUUGUUUGAGUAUGAAGUCCUGUGUAUGAACGCGGAGAUAGAUGGUUAAACUGGCGUGAAGAAAACACAUAGCUAAGUAUUUCUGCCACAUCCCUACUAAUCGUCGAUAAAUAUCGGAUAUUGACUGUGAGGUUUUCUUUUUACCUCCGCGCCGAGGGAGUUGUGUCGUCGGUUAGCCACUUAGCUUCAAAGCUAAUUCAAGCUAGUUAGCGAAGGAGAACUAGCAACAUCCUUCCACUUGUUCGACACACAAGUUUUUAACAACAGUUGCAUUUUUUUAAUUACAACUGUUGUGAUCGACAGAGGAAAUAAUGGGGUCAUCCAAGAAACACAAGGAGAAGAGCCGCGACAAGGAUACUGAAGAGCGCCGUCGCGAGCGUAAGAAACAUCGCCACAAGGACCGAGAAAGAGAUGGCUCAGACCGGGAUGGGACUCGGGAUAAAGAGAAACGAAAACGCUCCAGAUCCCGGGAACGAAGCGGACGGGACAGCCGCAGCAAAGGUGAAAGGAGCACCGGUGAGCCACGAGUGAAAAAGGAGAAAGUUGAUCUUGGUUACGAAGAAAGCAAUACAGAAGUGGAGCCCCAGUCUGCAAGCGGAGACGCAUCUCUCAGCAUUGAGGAGACCAACAAACUCAGAGCCAAGCUGGGUUUGAAGCCACUGGAAUUAAAUGACAACAAGAAGGAGCUCGGCACCAAAGAGGAACCAAUAGUGGCUGAGACCAUCAACCCCGUUCUCAUCAAGCAGCAGAAAGAUAUGAGAGAGAAGCUUGCAGCUAUGAAAGAAAAACGCAUCCAGAACCAGAAACUGGGAAAAGUCAAGAACCUGGCAGAUGAUGACUGGCUGGAUGACACAGCUGCUUGGGUUGAGAGAAGCAGAAAGCUUGCAAAAGAAAAAGAAAUGGCAGAAAAAAGAGCCAAGCUUCUGGAAGAGAUGGAUGAGGAGUUUGGUGUCAGCAGUCUGGUAGAGGAGGAGUUUGCACAAAGCAAAAAGGAUGCCUACACAUCUCAAGAUCUAAAGGGACUCAAAGUGCAGCACAAAGUGUCUUCUUUCUCUGAGGGCCAAACGGUUGUCCUGACCCUAGAAGACAAAGGUGUGCUUGAAGAGGAGGAAGAUGUGCUUGUAAACGUGGGACUGGUGGAUAAGGAAAAAGCAGAAAAGAAUGUGGAGUUAAAAAAGAAAAAGCCAGAUUACAAGCCCUACGAAGAAGAAGAGACUGUGGAUGACAUGGUUGUCUUUAAGCCCCACUCUGUACUGUCAAAGUAUGAUGAGGAAAUUGAAGGUGAAAAGAAAAAGAGCUUCCGGCUGAAUACUGGGGGCCAUGCAGAUGGGGAGCGAGAGCGGGAGCUUCAGGCCAUGAGAGAUGCUCUACGAAACCAGGCACAGUCCCUGGAAAUGCCUUCUCUCACUAUUGCCUCCGAGUAUUACACACCUCAAGAAAUGGUGGGCUUUAAAAAGACCAAACGCCGUGUGAAGAAGAUCAGGAAGAAGGAGAAGCAAUCAGUUGCAGAUGAGCUUCUCAUUGAUGACACGCGCAACUCUGAUUUUGGCUCCAGGUCACGUGGCCGAGGCCGCAGAGAGGCGGAUGAAGAUGGUGGUGGUGAGGAAGUAAAGGAGGAGACCACGUGGCCACAUGAAAUCCCCCUGUUGUCUGAUGACAUCAGGACAGCAGAAAUGGACAUAAGUGACGACGAAGACUUCACACUUCCUGAGCCAACUGUAAUUGAGGAGGAUGAGGCAGAGCAGGAGCUGCAGAAACAACUGGAGAAGCAGAGGAAGCUGAAGCAAAAGCAGCUUCUCAAAGACUCUGGGGAGAAGGUGGCAGAGCAGAUUAAAGAACUUGACCAAGCCAACAGUGAAAAUGAUCCUGAAAGGAAGAACAACAUCGUUUUCAACGCCACAUCAGAGUUCUGCAGAACUCUGGGUGAUAUUCCAACUUACGGACAGUCAGGCAACAGAGAGGACCAAGAAGAAAUUAUGGACUUUGAACAGGAGGAAGAGAAAGAUGAUGCUGGGGAUUCAGACUCAGAAAUGGAUGAGAAUGUUGGAUGGAGCACAGUUAACUUGGAUGAGGAGCAGAAACAGCCAGAUUUCUCCACUGCCUCUGCCACCAUUUUGGAUGAAGAGCCCAUUGUCAACUCCGGCCUGGCUGCUGCUUUGCUUCUGUGCAAAAACAAAGGUCUACUGGACACUGAAAUGCAGAAGGUAGCCCGUGUCAGAGCACCAAAAGGCGCCUUGCCUAAUGACAACUACUGCAUUGAAGACAAGAUGGGCUUUGAUGACAAGUACAGUCGCAGAGAAGAAUACAGAGGCUUCACUCAAGAUUUCAAGGAGAAGGAUAGCUACAAGCCUGACGUCAAGAUUGAGUAUGUGGAUGAAUCUGGGCGGAGGCUCACUCCAAAAGAAGCUUUCAGGCAGCUUUCACAUCGAUUCCACGGGAAAGGGUCUGGAAAGAUGAAGACAGAGAGGAGGAUGAAAAAGCUGGAGGAAGAGGCACUGCUGAAGAAGAUGAGCAGCAGUGAUACUCCUCUCGGGACGGUGGCUUUGCUUCAAGAGAAGCAGAAAUCUCAGAAAACGCCCUAUAUUGUGCUUAGUGGGAGUGGGAAAAGUAUGAAUGCAAACACCAUCACAAAAUAAGUCUGGGGGAAGAGUGAAUUAUCUUUACCACAUACACAUCGACACAUGCAGAGAUACACACAUGCACACAGGAUGUUUUUAGUUGAGUAAUUGCUCCAGUUUCAUGCUUACUUCAUACAAGAUUUGUUGUUGUAGUAACCAAUUGUCCAAUAAAAUGAAUACAAAUUAGAGAAA
Epinephelus moara (kelp grouper) is the source of this 2832-nucleotide messenger RNA. RefSeq names its product spliceosome associated factor 1, recruiter of U4/U6.U5 tri-snRNP (gene sart1). The record is from RefSeq and is a predicted model, not a curated record. Bases 334 to 2658 code for a protein of 774 amino acids. NCBI's taxonomy places the organism in Eukaryota, Metazoa, Chordata, Actinopteri, Perciformes, Serranidae. Gene Ontology annotation, cellular component: U4/U6 x U5 tri-snRNP complex. Gene Ontology annotation, biological process: maturation of 5S rRNA; mRNA cis splicing, via spliceosome. The transcript has a single exon.